Molecule: messenger RNA, 558 nt
Organism: Zingiber officinale
Lineage: Eukaryota; Viridiplantae; Streptophyta; Magnoliopsida; Zingiberales; Zingiberaceae
Product: cyclin-dependent protein kinase inhibitor SMR1
Exons: 1
Coding region: 138-449 (103 amino acids)
Biological process (GO): regulation of DNA endoreduplication
Source: RefSeq, a predicted model, not a curated record
CAUAUAGUUAGAGACGGGUCAACUAAAAACUCUUCUCCACCAGUACCCACCCACACCUUCUUCUAUCUUCUUCUCUACCACACCGCCCACUUUCCUUCUCAUCCUUCCGCUUCCUCACGCCCAUACUGCUCCGCUACAUGUCUGCCUCGCCGGAGUUUAACCGCCCGCCACCGUCGCCGGGCUUGUUGCUUCCCCCCAUCCCACUAUCAGUGAUCAUGGUGUCGCCGCUACCCUCUAACAACGUCGAGGAAGAGUGCCGCACGCCAACUUCGGCAGAGAGUAGGUUGCCGCCGGUCAUCGACAGCUGCCCGCCGCCGCCGCCAAGGAAGAAGACGAGGUGUGCGGCGCCGCACAAGAGACGGCUGUCGACGAAGCUGAUCACGGUCGGAGCUGAGGAGAUGGAGCAGCUGUUCGGAUGGGAAAGAAGCUUCAGCUUUGAUCACAAAUGAUAUGUCGAUUUCGUGGGUUCAUUAGAAGAUGAAAAAGAUGAUUUGCAGCAUCUAAUUAAUCGUGUAAUUUACCAAAACGCAAAAUUUAUAAACAAUAAAUUCUGAUUUA